UUCAGAGAGAGGAGUGGGAGAGUUUUCCAGUAUCUACCAGGGGAGCGACACUGGCAGCCGUGGCGGCCGCCUCGCACCCUCCCACGUCCCGCUCUCAGGAACCGACACUGCUGAUGCGCACUGCCGCCAUCACUCCCCGUCCCCUCACAGCUCCGCCGAAAGCUGGUCCCUGUCAACAUUACCUCGCAUCUGAAAACAACUCGCACACUCUGGACUUAACAAUAAGCCACCGAAGAGUACUUUAACCCUCCGUUUCUGAAUGACGGGCGGUCGCUUCGACUUUGACGAUGGUGGCACCUACUGCGGCGGAUGGGAGGAUGGCAAAGCCCACGGCCAGGGCGUGUGCACCGGACCCAAGGGCCAGGGCGAGUACUCGGGCUCCUGGUCCAACGGUUUCGAGGUGGUCGGCGUCUACACCUGGCCCAGCGGGAACGUGUACCAGGGCUACUGGGCGCAAGGGAAACGCCACGGACUCGGCGUAGAAACCAAGGGGAGGUGGAUUUACCGGGGGGAGUGGACUCACGGGUUCAAGGGCCGGUACGGAGUCCGGCAGAGCCUGAACACACCGGCCAGGUACGAGGGCACCUGGAGUAACGGACUGCAGGACGGAUAUGGCGUGGAGACGUACGGUGAUGGAGGUACAUACCAGGGCCAGUGGACUGGUGGGAUGCGUCAUGGCUACGGCGUACGUCAAAGUGUUCCAUACGGUAUGGCCUCUGUCAUCCGCUCACCUCUACGAACCUCGCUGGCUUCCCUCCGCAGUGAGCAGAGUAACGGUACAGUACUGCGUGACAGCCUGUCUGACAGCCCUGCCGGCACACGCGGUGGCUUUGUACUCAACUUCCACUCAGACGGAGAAGGUUCAGAGAAGAAGAAAGGUCUUUUUCGCCGGGGCUCCCUCUUCGGUAGCCUUCAGCGACUGCGCAAAUCAGACUCACGCUCGUCGAUUUCCAGUAAACGCAGCUCAGCACACAGUGACACCACCAUGAGUCGCAUCAGUUCAAGCGAUGCCAACUCCACCAUCAGCUUUGGAGACGGAGACCAGGGCGAUGACUACCUGCCUCUGGAGGACAAUGUGGAUGCCACCACCACCGAGUCCUACAUGGGCGAGUGGAAGAAUGACAAGCGCUGCGGCUUUGGUGUCUCUGAGCGUUCUAACGGCAUGAAGUACGAAGGCGAGUGGUUGAACAAUAAGCGCCAUGGCUACGGCUGCACCAUCUUUCCUGAUGGCACCAAGGAAGAAGGGAAGUACAAGAACAACGUGCUAGCCCGGGGCAUCAGGAAGCAGCUGAUCCCGCUGAAGAACACCAAGACCAAACAGAAGGUGGAUCGAGCCAUUGAAGGCGCAGUGAGAGCAGCAGCCAUUGCCAGAACCAAAGUGGAGAUUGCCAUCUCCAGGACGUCCCAUGCCCGGGCCAAAGCAGAGGCUGCAGACCAGGCUGCACAGUCAGCUAGUCAGGAUUCAGAUAUUGCCAGAGCUAUGGCCAGAGAGCUGUCCCCGAGCUUCCAUCAGCCAGGCCCUGACUACAUACGGCAGAAGUAUAAUGAGCCAGUAGAGGUGAAGGAGGUUCCUGUGGAGGAGAAAAAGGAGAAGUCUCCAUCAGGGAGCCCUCAUUUCUACCGGAAAGGCACAACACCCACCCAGUCUCCAUCUCAGAGCCCAGAUCACAGCCCCACUCCUUCACCCACUGCUGUUAAAAAGUCCUUUUUCAGCAGUAAAACUCCUGCCACCAACACUCCCGCAAAGCCUGCUGGGAAAGAGAACAAAACCCCAACAGCUGAGUCUUUGACAGCAGGCAUAACAAAGGCAGCAUCAAAACUUUCUCUCAGACAGGAAGUCAGGCAACAGGAGGCUCCUCCAGCAGUCAAACUACCUGUUACCACGACAGUCAGCAGUUACCCUAGCAAUGGGCAGAUUCACUCCCAGUACCAUGGUUACUAUGUCAAGGCAGAUGUCAAGAUUCCACCACCCGAAGAACCAAUUGGUGCGGAGGACGACCUUCACCCAUCAAGCCUUGCACUCUUGCCACCACCUGCCAAACAGAUUUGGGCUCCAGCACUAAAAUCCCUGCAAGCCCCUAGCCUUUCACCAGUUCCAUCAAAAGAGGGCAUCAAAGCACCAGAGCCCCCCAAGCCAAAAAGACAGGAAUCAACCAAACCAAAGAGCCUCGCAGAAACCAAGAAAGCUAGUGUAGAAAUAGCUCCUGAAAUUGUAGAGGAGGAGUCGGGCCCUAACUCUAUCUUGGUGGCUCUAGUGAUGCUGUUGAACGUAGGUCUAGCAAUCAUUUUUGUCCAUUUCCUCACCUGACCAAAUCUGAACUCAGUGGUCUCAUCCAAACUUAGCCGCCCGAGUUGCUAACUUUCCAUCGGCCAAAGGGGCUUUUUUUUAAAUGGCGCCAGUCAGAAUGAACGGCAGACACAGGCAAAACGGAGGACUGAAAAUAGACAAGUGAAGGAGGACGAGGAGGAGGAGAAGUGGAGGAGAAAAAACACAUGGAGGAGCGAGAGGGGAAACAGCAGAGAGAGAGAAAGAUGAAACCUUCGACCCCCCACCGAACCCCUGACUGGACUGGCGAUGGUUUGUGACUCCACUCAGAGUGCAGUGAAAGCUGAAGCAGGCAGUCGCUGGUUGGAAAUAAGGCCGUAUCAGGGUUAGAAAUGACAGGCGGCCUGGAGAGUAGAGUGAAUGGAAGUGAUUGUGAGGCCUGGCAUCUAAACUGCCUAUAAAUGCCUGUAAUGUGUGUGCUUGUCUGUCUGUAGCUCCAUUUCCAUCCAACUGUUCAGCAAAUUUGGAAGUUUUGAAAUGCUGCAAUAAAAGCUUCAGCGCCCAGCUGAAGAGAAUUUGUUUCCUAAAGGAUCCACCAGAAGAACGGAGAGCGCCAGCGUCGUGUUGAUUAGUAUUGGAAAAAGUAAUUUUUGCUCUUCAUUUUGGCUAAUGUUGGUCAUAUGCCAUGCUUUGGUAACACUUAAUAAUACAGCCCGUGAUUUACAGUGUAUUUUCAUUGUAUGACUCAGGCACAAAUAAAAUAUUUACCAGAUAAAUAAUUUUUGUAAACAUUGGGUAUCUACGGGGUACACUACUGAGAAACAAAACUGAAGUUUGGGGAUAAUGAUGUUAUCAACACUGAUAUUCUGGAUAAUUUAUUUCUCCUUUCCUCUAAAAUGCCCAAUUGACACUCCCUUGUUCCCCAUAGUCUUAUAAGCUUCUACUGUACCUGCAUGUAAGUACCAGUAGGAACUGGUAAAUAUUUGAUGUAUCGCAGGCUGUAUUAUAAAGUGUUACCCAUUCAGUUUAACUACUAUCAGAUAGGCUACUUACACUUUGAAGGGACAAUAUUCAGAACACAUUUGCAGGUUGUGGCAAUCAGAUAUGUUACAUAAAAGAUUUAUAAAAGCCAAUUUCUAACUGUAGUGCACUUUAAUUGAACUGCUCACCAGGUCAGUCACACCAAGCCUUUCUUAGUUAGUCAAUCAAUGCCUUUCCUGCUGCCAUCCUCUGUAUAAUAUGUUGAUUUAGAAACUAUUUUCUUCAAGAGAGAGCAUGAAAAAGUUUUUGCAACGGUGGAGGACCUUUUGUUGAAUUUUACUGCUUCUACCCAACUUUUCUCCUACCUAAAAAUCCACACAAACCUAUUUGGAUGGAAACCAAGCUUGUGCAUAUCAGUGUGUUUUACACAUGUGUCUGAUUCUGCUGUGUGUGUGUGUGGGUGGGCUGGAUAUGUUCGGAGAUGCACUUAGAGCUGAUGGAAGCCAACAGCUGCCUUACCAUUUUACAGAGUGAUGUGGUGGUGGGUGAGAAGGGCCCAGGCUGGAAUGUGAAGCGCUCGGCUGAUUCUCCCGCUGCCAUGUCCUGGGAGAGUGGCUCUAUUUAUAUCAGUCUGUCUAUCGAUCUGUUCAUAUCUGUUUUUAUCUGUUUCCGUGGGUCUCAGUGCCUGCCAUUUUAUAUACCAUAUCAGGUGCACAUUAGACAAUCAGAGGGGUUUUAUUCCAAAAUGAAAGGAUACAGUUACAUUUGGAAAACUUAACCACAAUCUCAUAGUUUUUAAAAGGUUCAUUGCAAUUUUGCAAAUGGUCUUAUUCCGUAGUGCAUUUCCUAUUUGCAAUCUGUUUUGUAAGAGUAGGUCUCAAAGUUGUCAUUUUGGAAUUGAAUUCCUGUUUUAAUGAAUGAUUCUUUCUGACAUGAUCACUUACUUGUAUCUGACUUCACUGAUGCUUAGUACUGAACCAUGAAUUUAUGUUUCUGUAUUUUCAUUUAUGCUCCCACAGUCCUCACUAUCGUUGAGCUUAAUUUAACACUGGCUCAUGUGUCCGGUUUAUGAUACUCCAGAUGAGUAUCGAGUAUGAUGCUGUAUAAACCAGUGUGUAUAUAGAUUUUUUUUAAAUUCACAGAUGAAACUAAGCCCAAUUUAAUAGAUUUAAAUACACUCCCUGAUUUUGUGAUGUGCCCAGUUUCACCUUACCUACUGUAAGCUAGCAGAUGUAGCUGUAGCUUACUAGCCUGUUAAAGCUAACUUUGAAGAGCAGCUUGGCAGCAGCUAGCCAGCAAUGUAGCUGCUUUCACAGGAAAAUCCUCCCAAAACUUUGACUUUUUUGUGUUUUUACUCCCUGUCUCUUGUAUUUGCUCUUCCCCCCGUUUUUCUUUCCUGCAUUCUCAUCAUACAAAGUGAAUUCAAUUCAAUUUUAUUUAUAUAGCGCCAAUUCAUAACAGAAAUUCUCUCAUUGCACUUUUCCUAUAGAGCAGGUCUAGACUGCACUCUUUAUAAUAUUAUUUACAGAGACCCAACAAAU
This is a messenger RNA of Siniperca chuatsi (mandarin fish), 4788 nucleotides long. Its product is annotated as junctophilin-1-like. The coding region runs from base 260 to 2308 and encodes 682 amino acids. NCBI's taxonomy places the organism in Eukaryota, Metazoa, Chordata, Actinopteri, Centrarchiformes, Sinipercidae. The record is from RefSeq and is a predicted model, not a curated record. The transcript has 7 exons. Gene Ontology annotation, cellular component: sarcoplasmic reticulum; plasma membrane; endoplasmic reticulum membrane.